AUGUCGUGCUGCGUCUUCAAGAGUACUCUCUUCUUGAUCCCGAUUUUGACGUUACUGAGCUCCUGGAGCUGCAAUGGUCGAAUCUUCACCUUCGAGAUGCACCACCGAUUCUCCGACGAAGUCAAGCGGUGGUCCAAUUCCACCGGAAGAUUCGGUAGUUUUCCCCCUAAGGGAAGCUUCGAAUACUUCAACGCUCUCGUCCUCCGUGAUCGGCUUAUCCGCGGGCGUCGCCUCUCAGAGUCGGAAUCUGACUCGUCACUCACUUUCUCCGACGGAAAUUCCACUUCUCGUAUCAGCUCUCUCGGAUUUUUGCAUUACACGACGGUGAAAUUAGGAACUCCGGGAUUGAGAUUCAUGGUGGCUCUCGAUACAGGAAGCGACCUCUUCUGGGUCCCCUGUGAUUGCGGCAAAUGCGCUCCAACCGAAGGAGCUACAUACGCUUCUGAAUUCGAGCUGAGCAUUUACAACCCUAAAGUCUCAACCACAAACAAGAAGGUGACCUGCAACAACAGUCUAUGUGCGCAGCGUAAUCAAUGCCUUGGAACAUUCAGCACCUGCCCUUAUAUGGUGUCUUACGUCUCUGCUCAGACUUCGACGUCCGGUAUCCUCAUGGAAGAUGUUAUGCACUUGACUACCGAAGAUAAGAAUCCAGAGCGUGUCGAGGCAUAUGUCACAUUCGGAUGUGGACAGGUCCAAAGUGGUUCCUUUCUAGAUAUUGCGGCACCGAAUGGUUUAUUUGGCCUUGGAAUGGAGAAGAUAUCUGUUCCAAGUGUUUUGGCGAGGGAUGGUCUGGUUGCUGAUUCUUUCUCCAUGUGUUUCGGACGUGAUGGAGUUGGGAGGAUUAGUUUCGGGGACAAAGGAAGUUCUGAUCAGGAGGAAACACCGUUUAAUCUGAAUCCUUCACACCCAAACUACAACAUCUCGGUGACUCGGGUGCGUGUGGGGACUACUCUAAUAGAUGAUGAAUUCACAGCUCUCUUUGACACUGGCACGUCGUUUACUUACUUGGUGGAUCCAAUGUACACGGAAGUCUCUGAGAGUUUCCAUUCUCAGGCGCAAGAUAAGCGCCACUCACCGGAUCCAAGGAUUCCCUUCGAAUAUUGCUAUGACAUGAGCUCUGAGGCUAAUGCCAGUUUGAUACCGAGUCUAAGCCUCACAAUGAAAGAGAACAGCCACUUCACCAUCAAUGAUCCUAUAAUCGUCAUCUCUACUGAGGGUGAGCUUGUAUAUUGCCUGGCCAUUGUCAAAAGCUCUGAACUCAACAUAAUCGGACAAAACUACAUGACCGGGUAUCGUGUAGUAUUCGACAGAGAGAAACUCGUCUUAGCUUGGAAGAAGUUUGACUGCUAUGAUAUCGAAGAGACGAAGACAACACUCACCGGAGCAAACAAAACAGAGGCGGUGGCUCCAGCAAUGGCAGCUGGAAUAGGGACUCAUAGUAAUUCCUCAGAGCCACACAAAACAAACCAAACCAUCUCCAGAAGUAGCUCUUCCUCUAACCAAAGAUUUAUAACAGUAAAGCUAUGGUCCUUUUUCAGAUUUGUGUUCAUAUUACUUCCACUUUUUAUAGUCUUGUAG
This is a messenger RNA of Microthlaspi erraticum, 1578 nucleotides long. The record is from the annotation of a GenBank genome assembly. NCBI's taxonomy places the organism in Eukaryota, Viridiplantae, Streptophyta, Magnoliopsida, Brassicales, Brassicaceae.